AUGGCCCGUACAGAAGUGAAAGAGCGCUAUGAGAAAGGCUUCUCCGAGCACGACGAGAAGGGUCCGCAGACCAAGACUCUUGGCCAUCUUCGUUUGCGAGAUUCUGAGACCAACGAGGUCAUCCUAGUUCCAACACCGUCAUCGGAUCCAAAAGAUCCCCUCAAUUGGCCACGAUGGUUCAAGCUAUACACUGCCAUUGCAGUAUGUUUCGCCAUGAUCCUUUGUAACUUCCUGGCUGCUGGUCCUACGCUAGCAAUUGUUCAAACUGCGGAGGACUUCUUCCCUGACUGGAAGACGACGGGCCUCUCGAGCGCGAUUGCCAAAACAGCCUAUUUCUUCAAUUGCACGGCCCUUUUCCAGGGCUUGGGUAAUCUGCUGUGGAUGCCUCUGAUCAACAAGUACGGACGCCGAGCUGUCUACGUGACCUCCUUCACCAUCUAUUUCAUUACAGCCAUCUGGUGUGCCGUCGCCAAAGAGUAUGCGAAUUUCCUGGUCGCCAGAAUCAUCAUGGGAAUUGCAGCCGGAGCAGGAGAGUGCCUUGCCCCUAUCACCAUCGCAGACAUUUUCUUCUUGCACGAGCGUGGAGCUAUCACGGCUCUAUACAAUGCCUCCCUAAACUUGGGUGUCGCUUCCGGUGCCAUCAUUGAUGGCUUCAUCGUCAAGUUCCAUCCAUGGCGAUACAUCUACUAUGUCGCUAUCGCCCUGAUCGGUGCGAUUACCCUUAUUGUGUACGCAACGUUCCCCGAGACAGCCUAUAUCCGAGCCCCGUCCAUGGCCGACAGCAUCACCACCUUAUCACCCUCCGGUCAACGCAUUCGUCGCAGUACCAUUGGAGAGGGAGAGAAGGUAUCUUCUGAUGUCCAGGAAGAAGUCCUCACCCAAGAGACGGACAAGGACCGGGGCUGGCUUCAGGGCUUGAAAUUAUACCACGGUAGAUACACGGAUGAAUCCCUGUGGCAAAUGACCAUCCGUCCCGUCGGCCUGCUAAUUCUCCCACCUGUACUUUGGGCUACCCUUGUUAUGUCGGUCACUAUUGGGUUCAUCACGGCCAUUACGUCUAACGUCGCCACAGCAUUUGCCGACACAUAUGGGUUUGCUGCAUGGCAAUCAGGUCUCUCCUUCGUUGCCGCUAUUAUUGGAUGUGGCUUUGGUAUUGCCCUUGGUGGAUAUCUCUCCGAUUGGGUCGCGGACGUCUUUACACGUCGGAACAACGGUAUUCGUGAGCCGGAGAUGCGUCUUCCUGCUAUGAUGAUCAGUGUGAUUACUGGCCCUCUUGCGCUGGCUUUGUAUGGCUGUGGCAUCAAGUGGAAGAUGCACUGGAUUGUUCCUACCAUUGGUAUUGGUCUAAUCAACUUCACUAUCACUCAGGCUACCAAUGUCUCACUGGUCUACACAAUUGACAGCUACCGCCCCAUCGCUGGAGAGAUCGUUGUCACCCAGCUGGCGUUUAAGUCUGCUUUUGGCUUCUUGCUUGGGUUUUACACGAACCCCUGGGUUGAAAUUCAUGGAUACAAUGUCGCUUACGGAGAGAUGGCCGCGAUCUGUGGAGGAGUUCUUGUGUUCUGGAUCCCAUUGUUCUUCUGGGGUAAGAUCAUUCGUGAGAAGACUCUGAGCUGGCGGGUCAUGAAGUGGGUGCAGUGGGAUGUGGACAGAGAGGUUGGAGAAUAA
Messenger RNA from Penicillium longicatenatum, 1668 nucleotides. RefSeq names its product putative MFS transporter. The record is from RefSeq and is a predicted model, not a curated record. The transcript has 4 exons. Gene Ontology annotation, biological process: transmembrane transport. Lineage: Eukaryota; Fungi; Ascomycota; Eurotiomycetes; Eurotiales; Aspergillaceae. Bases 1 to 1668 code for a protein of 555 amino acids. Gene Ontology annotation, molecular function: transmembrane transporter activity.